ACGCACGCACUCAGGCUCGGUCGCUCGAGAACUCUCGCGCCCCCUUUUUCUGAUUCCAACUCCAAAAUGGCCACGCGUCACCUCGCCCCUCUCCGUCUCCCCCUCAUCUUCUUCAAAACCCUCUCCCCUCCGCGCCCCCUUUCUCGACCCUUCCCCCGAUCCCUGGCUCGGAGCUUCGCGGUCUCUUCCAUGGCGUCUCCUCCCUCCUCGAAGAAGGUGCUGGUCCCGAUCGCGAACGGGACGGAGCCGAUGGAGGCGGUGAUCAUCAUCGACGUGCUCCGCCGCUCCGGCGCCGACGUCACCGUCGCCUCCGUCGAGAAGGACCUCCGCGUCGACGCGUGCUGGGGCGUCAAGCUCGUCGCCGACGCCCUCGUCGCCGAUUGCGCCGGCUCGGCUUUCGAUCUCAUCUCGCUUCCCGGAGGGAUGCCGGGGGCGGCGAAUCUUCGGGAUUGUGGUGUGUUGGAGAGUAUGGUGAAGAAGCACGCCGAGAACGGCGGGCUCUAUUCUGCGAUAUGUGCGGCGCCGGCCGUGGCCCUGGGAUCAUGGGGCCUGCUCAAGGGCUUAAAGGCAACUUGUUAUCCUUCUUUCAUGGAUAAGUUUCCUUCGGACACUGUUGCGGUGGAAUCAAGAGUACAAGUGGAUGGCAAAGCUGUGACAAGCCGUGGAGCAGGAACUGCCAUGGAGUUCUCUCUUGUUUUGAUUGAGCAUCUGUAUGGGAAAGAUAAAGCAGCUGAAGUUGCAGGACCUCUGGUUAUGCGCCCUCAUCAUGGAGUUGAGUUCGCCAUGAAAGAGCUGAACCGUGUGGAAUGGAAAUUUAAUGGAACACCUAAUAUCCUUGUGCCAAUUGCUAAUGGCUCAGAGGAGAUGGAAGCUGUUAUGAUCAUCGACAUUCUGCGGCGAGCAAAAGCUAAUGUUACAGUUGCAUCAGUCGAAGACAAGUUAGAAAUUGUGGCAUCCAGGAAAGUGAAAAUAGUCGCUGAUACACUGUUGCAUGAUGCUAGUAAGCAGCAAUAUGACCUUAUUGUCUUGCCGGGUGGUCUCGGUGGUGCUAAAGCCUUUGCAAAUUCAGAGACACUUAUCAAUUUGCUCAAAAAGCAGGCCGGAUCAAACAAGCUUUACGGGGCUAUAUGUGCUUCCCCAGCUAUAGCCCUCGAGCCCCAUGGCUUGCUUAAGGGUAAGAAAGCGACAGCAUUUCCACCCAUGUGCGACAAACUCUCCGAUCAGAGCGAGUGCGAGAAUAGGGUCGUGGUUGAUGGGAACUUGAUUACGAGUAGAGGUCCGGGGACUGCAAUGGAGUUCUCUCUGGUCAUUGUUGAGAAGUUCUUUGGCCGGGAAAAAGCACUCGACCUCGCCAGGAGUCUGGUGUUCAUGUGAUUCACCAGUAGAAGAUACAGCUGCUGAGAAAUUGCUUUGUCUGAAUCAGGCUUUUCUCCUUGUCUUUGAAGAGAGCUUGUAAAUCUUUUCUCCAUCUAUGCAUGAUGCAUCUCCCGCGCGUCCGCGUCAUCUUUGGUAUGAUGAUGGUUGCUUUGUACUUAUAAGGUGAGAAAUUUGACCUGGCCUGUUUGAGUGCUCUAGUAAUCUUUAAAUAAAUAAUACUCACCGGUGUUUGGUUGAGCUGCGAUUGUGAAUAUAAUGCACUUAAGUACUACUGCAAUUCAGGGUAA
Molecule: messenger RNA, 1664 nt
Organism: Ananas comosus (pineapple)
Lineage: Eukaryota; Viridiplantae; Streptophyta; Magnoliopsida; Poales; Bromeliaceae
Product: protein DJ-1 homolog B-like
Exons: 8
Coding region: 67-1374 (435 amino acids)
Biological process (GO): guanine deglycation, glyoxal removal; protein deglycation, glyoxal removal
Cellular component (GO): nucleus; cytosol
Molecular function (GO): protein deglycase activity
Source: RefSeq, a predicted model, not a curated record